AUGGGUUCCCAAUUUGAUGACCGUCUUGCCAUUUGGCAGACAGCUAUAUAUGCUUCACUUGCUGUGGCAUACUUUGUGUUGUAUUAUUUUUCUGGAACGUUGUUGUUCGACAUCAUUCACUUCCUUCUUCACAAAUGCGCCAGAUCACCUUUCAGGGUCUUGCGUCAGAUCUCCAAAGUCCACUCCGUCCACCAUUGGUACUUCGACCGGCACUUGCGAUACAACAAUCGAUACAAGCUGGCCAACGCUUUGACGAACCUCCCACUAGAGCUCUCAUGUCAACUUGUUGGCUCCUGGCUGUCUCAAAGAGCCUUGUCUAUGGUACUACGAGAAGACGACCAAGGGUUCGCAACCGCAAUCUUGCAUCUCACGCUGUGUGUUGAAGUGAUUAGAGUCAUUGUCGUGGUCAUCCUUGAGGGUAAAGACUCCAACCAUGUAGGCUAUCUGUCGGUACCCAAGGACGGCGGGUGGCUCUUGGUGGGACCUGAGUACCAUUCCUUACACCACAUGUACCCUGAUCAAUUCAUGGGCUCUGUCCUUAGGCUGUUCGACUGGAUAAUGGGAACAUCCUCGACCUUGAAGAAUAAACGUGUCACCAUCACUGGGGUUGGCGGCGCUCUUGGAGCCGCAAUAAAGAAACAGCUGGAGUGCGAAAACGUGGAAUCAAUCACAGCGCUGCGAUUUGGAGUGCACUUUGACGAAGAAUCGGUAUCAGAGGACAGCAUGAAAAUACUGGCCAAAACCGACAUACUUAUACUGACCCACGGACUGAGACAUGGCGACGUGAUGAAGGCCAAUUACGAGACGAGCAAACGUCUCGUGGAAGUGUUUUCCCAGCAACGCAAGCCUCGCACAGGACGGCGACCCACCGAGUUGCCUGAGGUGUGGUAUGCCGGCAGUGAAUCGGAGAUGCAUCCGAGUUGGGGAAACAAAUCACUGGCGGCGUAUUCGGCGUCCAAGCGUCGGUUCCUGCCAUUUGCAAAGUCGCUAUAUGCGAGCGAUACGGUGGUCUACCGACACAUUGUGCUUGCGGCCUUCUCGUCCAAGAUGGGGCCGGCAAUUGUUUCAGCAGAUUGGGCUGCAAAGUGGACCAUGUGGUGGAUUCGAAGAGGGGCAAGAUAUGUGCCCGUGACAUAUACAGGGCUUGCUUACCUACACUUCUUCAAGUUCAUGUUUGUGGUUAAGGCGGAGAGAAGCGGAGUGCGGUUCGAAAUUGGGGGCCAGGCAGAGGUUCCAACAAGCAAGGACGGAACCAAGGGCAAGAUGUAG
Aureobasidium subglaciale EXF-2481 is the source of this 1269-nucleotide messenger RNA. RefSeq lists its product as uncharacterized. The transcript has 3 exons. The record is from RefSeq and is a predicted model, not a curated record. Bases 1 to 1269 code for a protein of 422 amino acids. Lineage: Eukaryota; Fungi; Ascomycota; Dothideomycetes; Dothideales; Saccotheciaceae.